This is a messenger RNA of Glycine soja, 1948 nucleotides long. RefSeq names its product transcription factor TCP7-like. The record is from RefSeq and is a predicted model, not a curated record. Gene Ontology annotation, cellular component: nucleus. The coding region runs from base 226 to 948 and encodes 240 amino acids. NCBI's taxonomy places the organism in Eukaryota, Viridiplantae, Streptophyta, Magnoliopsida, Fabales, Fabaceae. The transcript has a single exon. Gene Ontology annotation, molecular function: sequence-specific DNA binding; DNA-binding transcription factor activity. Gene Ontology annotation, biological process: regulation of circadian rhythm.
GGGGAGAAGUGAAGCAGAAUAGAUAGAGGGGUGUGAGCUGUGGGGGUGUGAGUACUGGGCCCCACUGCCCAUGUGCCCCUCUUCAGUCUCCACCACCUCCUGUUUCUCACUCAAUCAUUACCCCUCUAUUCUCCGUCUCUCUACUCUCUUAUUCUCAACGUCAAACCCAAAACCCCUUCUUCUUCUUCUUCUUCUUCUCUCGCGCCGCAAUAAUAAUACUAAAACAUGUCCAACUCUGAUGGAGCCACUAACGCCGUCCCUCCCAACGACGCCAACAACAACACAAUCGUUGAGUACCAGCAGCGAACCACCACCACCACCACCGCCGCCGCCGCCGCCCUCGCCGUCAAGAAACCGCCUUCCAAGGACCGCCACAGCAAGGUCGACGGCCGCGGGCGCCGCAUUCGCAUGCCGAUCAUCUGCGCCGCCCGCGUCUUCCAGCUCACGCGCGAGCUCGGCCACAAGUCCGACGGCCAGACCAUCGAGUGGCUCCUCCGCCAGGCGGAACCCUCCAUCAUCGCCGCUACCGGCUCCGGCACCACUCCGGCGAGCUUCUCCACUGUCUCCGACCACAAGCCCCUCCUCCCUCCCCCUACCCCCUUCAUCCUCGGCAAACGCAUUCGCCCUGACGACGACUCCGCCGCCAAAGACGACGCCGUCUCGCUCGUCGCCCCCCCCACGCCGCCCGCCCUCUGGGCCCUACCUCCCCGCCCCGACUUCGGCCAGGUCUGGAGCUUCGCCGCCGCGCCCGAACUCGUGUCGGUGUCGCCGCAGAAUUCAAUGUUUCACCAUCACCAUCAACACCACCAGCAGCAACAGCAACAGGCCGCCAUGGGAGAGGCCUCUGCCGCAAGGCUCGGGAAUUACCUCCCCGGCCACCUCAAUUUGCUCGCCUCGUUGUCCGGCGGCCACGGGAAUUCCGGCCGGCGGGACGACGAGCCUCGCUGAAUGAAUCAAUUUCUGAAAUUAUGAUGGAUUUGAUUGUGAUCUUCUUCGUAUAUAAAUAUAUGUAUUAUUGUGUGUGGGUGGGUGAGUUUGUAUUUUGUCUCUGUGACUUUGUUGUUGUGUGUGGACUACUGUGGACAAGGAGAAGGAUUGAAGAUUCUUAGUGAAAUUUUUAGGGUUAGUUUUUUUUUUUAUUUAAUUUUUGGUAGUAUUUCGAGUGGACAAGUCCAUGAAUUAAGGAAUUCAAUUGGAUUAUUAGGGUUUUCCUUGUUUGGAAAACUGAUUAGGUUACUUGUUAGGAGAUGAUGAUGAAUUUGUUUAGAACAUUGCUGGAGGAGAGACAACAGAGAGUAUGAUGAUGAGAUGAAUAACCAGGGAUUGAGGCUUGGAAGUGGGUUUCAGGACCUCGAUCCAUUGAUCGGUAUGCAGAUGCAGAUGCAAAUGCAAAUGCAGACGCAGAUGCAAGUGUAAUGAAAUGAAAAAUUAAUUUAAUGAUGUUAUUGUGGAAAAUAUCACACCAGAGUCCAAGGCGAAUGAAUUCAAGGUUAAGCUUCUUCUUGUUUCUUCUGUCUCGCUUUCACUGUGGGUUUUGAUCAACUUGACUUACUUUCUUUCACUUUCCUAAUUUGCUCAUUAAAAGUGAUUAGUGUUCAUAGUCUUAGUUUGAGUGAUUGUGUGUUUGACAAUCAAGCGUCACUCCCAUUUUCUUGGAGUAAACUUCUUUCCAAUGUUUAUUGAGAAUUCAUGUUAUUGCGCAUCAUUGAAGGAUUGUGGUCCUUCUAAUUAUGCAUUCUACCUUGCUUAGUUGCUCUCUCCUUCACUUUCGGGGAUGCCUAACAGCCUGCUUCUGCAAUGUAAGACCUCUGUUUCUAGAUUUUUAUCUGAAAUUCUCAGCCAUUUCUUAGAUUCGUCAGCGUGACAAUAAUGUCUUUUCUAGUAUGUAACUGGAUUUCCGUGGGGUGUUAGUGAAGUGAAUAAAGACCCAUCUGCUCAUUUCUCUCUA